Dentiscutata erythropus is the source of this 624-nucleotide messenger RNA. Lineage: Eukaryota; Fungi; Glomeromycota; Glomeromycetes; Diversisporales; Gigasporaceae. The record is from the annotation of a GenBank genome assembly.
AUGCAUGAAUUAGUAAUUGAUUUUACUGAUUCAACAGUUUUACAAGAAAUAGAUUCUUACAGAGAAAUUAAUAAUGCUCUUAUUCUUAUUAAAAAAAUACUUAAUAAUAACCAAAUUGUUGAAACUGUAUUAGCAGAGCAAUUAGAAUAUAAGCAAGGUGAUCUGGAUGAUUCUGAUAAAGAACUACCAAAAAUUACUGCUACUGAAAAAUUAAACAGAUUAAAAACUUUUAUUUCAUUUACUGAACAAAUGUAUAAUAAUUUUUUUUUUCUUAACUAUUUUUUUAAAACACCAAUGGAGGAUCAAAUUAUGUUUAAUAAAUAUUCUGCAAAUUUUCCUUAUAACAAUAAUUUCUCAGAUGAUAAUGAUGACUUUUUUGGUGAUAACUUUUCUGAUAAUUACUUUUCUAAAUAUGACUUUCUUAACGAUAAUUUUUCUAACAAUAAUUUUUCUGAUGAUGAUUUUCCUGACAAUGAUUUUCCAGAUGAUGAUUUUUCUGAUGAUAAUUUUCCUAAUAACAAUAAUAACUUUUCUAAUAAAGAUUUUUUUGGAGAUAACAAUUUUCCUAAUUGUAGCAGUUUUCCUAAUAAUUAUGACAACUACUCUGAUGAUUAUGAAAAAUAA